AUGCGAGCGGAGGAGCCCUGCGCUCCCGGCGCUCCCGGCGCUCCCGGCGCCCCCGGCGCCCCUUGUGCCCCUGGUGUCCAGGGAACUACGGGUGUUCAGGGAACCCAGCGGGCGCCCAACCCCAAGCCGCGCCUGUCCAGACAGUUGCUGCCAGACCUGUACACUUUCUUGGCGCGUGUGCUUUUCUACCUGGUGCCGGUCUACCUAGCCGGCUACCUGGGGCUCAGCAUAACCUGGUUGUUGAUCGGCGCUUUGCUAUGGAUGUGGUGGCGGAAGAACCGCGACGGGAAACUAGGGCGCUUGGCUGCAGCCUUUGAAUUCCUAGACAACGAACGCCAAUUCAUCAGCCGCGAGCUGCGGGGCCAGCACCUGCCGGCCUGGAUCCACUUUCCGGACGUGGAGCGGGUCGAAUGGGCAAACAAGAUCAUCUUCCAGAUCUGGCCCUACCUAAGCAUGAUCAUGGAAAACAAAUUUCGGGAGAAACUCGAGCCAAAGAUCCGGGAGAAGAGCGCCCACCUGAGGAGCUUCACCUUCACCAAGCUCUACUUUGGACAGAAGUGCCCCCGGGUCAAUGGUGUUAAAGCCCACACUAACAAGUGUAACAGAAGACAGGUGGUCCUGGAUCUGCAGAUAUGUUACAUCGGAGACUGUGAGAUCAGUGUGGAGCUGCAGAAGAUACAGGCUGGUGUGAAAGGGAUCCAGUUGCAGGGCACACUUCGGAUCAUUCUGGAGCCCCUCCUGGUGGACAAGCCCUUUGUGGGAGCUGUAACCGUGUUCUUUCUACAGAAGCCGCACCUGCAGAUCAACUGGACAGGCCUGACCAACCUGCUGGAUGCACCCGGAAUCAACGAGGUGUCAGACAGCCUACUGGAGGACCUCAUUGCCGCCCACCUGGUGCUGCCCAACCGCGUGACCGUACCUGUGAAGAAGGGGCUGGAUGUGACCACCCUGCGCUUCCCUCUGCCCUGUGGAGUAAUCAGAGUCCACCUGCUGGAGGCGGAGAACCUGGCCCAGAAGGAUAACUUCCUGGGGAUUCGAGGCAAGUCAGACCCCUACGCCAAGGUGAGCAUUGGCUUGCAGCAUUUCCGGAGCAGGACCAUCUACAAGAACCUGAACCCCACUUGGAAUGAGAUGUUUGAGCUCAUAGUGUAUGAAGUUCCUGGGCAGGACCUGGAGGUGGACCUGUACGAUGAGGACACUGACAGGGAUGACUUCCUGGGCAGCCUGCAGAUCUGCCUUGGCGAUGUCAUGACCAACAGAGUGGUAGACGAGUGGUUUGUCCUGAACAACACAACCAGCGGACGGCUGCACCUUCGGCUUGAGUGGCUUUCACUGACCACUGACCAGGAAGCCCUGGCUGAAGACCCUGGUGGCCCCCCAACUGCUGCUCUCUCCACUGCCAUCCUCGUGGUCUUCCUGGAGAGUGCCUGCAACCUGCCGAGAAGCCCUUUUGACUACCUGAAUGGUGAAUAUCGAGCCAAAAAACUCUCCAGGUUUGCCAAGAAUAAAGUCAGCAGAGACCCUUCUUCCUAUGUCAGGCUGUCUGUCGGCAAGAAGACCCACAUGAGCAAGACGUGUCACCACAGCAAGGACCCCGUGUGGGGCCAAGUGUUCUCCUUCUUUGUGUACAACGUGGCAGCUGAGCAGCUACAUCUAAAGGUGCUUGAUGACGACCAGGAGUGUGCCCUCGGAGUGCUGGAAUUUGCCCUGUGCCAGCUCCUGUCCUGUGCAGACCUCACCCUUGAGCAGCGUUUUCAGCUGGACCACUCAGGCCUGGACAGCCUCAUCUCCAUGAGGCUGGUGCUGCGGUUCCUGCGCGUGGAGGAACGAGAGCUGGGGAGUCCAUACACAGGACCUGAAGCCCUAAAGAAAGGCCCUCUGCUUAUCAAGAAGGUGGCCACCAACCAGGGCCCUAAAGCCCCACCCCAGGGAGAGGGCCCUGAAGAUGUGCCAUUUCCCCCAGAUCCUGCUUCUGACACCAAGGAGACCUCCAAGAGCACCAUACCCCCCACCAGUGCCCCCACUGCUGCCCCCGAGGCCAUACCCCAAGAGACAGGCCUAAAGCCCAAAGGCAAGGACAGUGCCAAGGGGUUUUGUGAGCCAAUAGGAGAGAAGAAGAGUUCGGCUACCAUCUUCUUGACUGUCCCAGGCCCUCACUCUCCAGGGCCCAUCAAGUCUCCCAGACCCAUGAAACGUCCUUCCUCCCCGUUCAUAUGGCCGCCCAAGGGGCUGGCUCCCAGCAUGUCCUCACUCAACUCCCUGGCCUCCUCCUGCUUUGACCUGACAGAUUUCAGCCUCAACAUUGAAGGCGAGGAUCUAAGGCGUCAGCGGCUGGGUGAGAUUCAACUCACAGUGCGCUAUGUGUGUCUGCGGCGCUGCCUCAGUGUCCUAAUCAAUGGCUGCAGAAACCUGACACCCUGUACCAUCAGUGGAGCUGAUCCCUACGUCCGUGUGUACUUGUUGCCAGAAAGGAGGUGGGCAAGUCGGAAGAAGACCUCAGUGAAGAGGAAGACCCUGGAGCCCCUGUUUGAUGAGACAUUUGAAUUCUUUGUUCCUAUGGAAGAGGUAAAGAAGAGGUCACUAGAUGUUGCAGUAAAAAAUAGUAGGCCACUUGGCUCACACAGAAGAAAGGAGCUAGGCAAAGUACUGAUUGACUUAUCCAAAGAAGAUUUGAUUAGGGGCUUUUCACAAUGGUAUGAGCUGACUGCAGAUGGACAGCCCAGAAGCUGA
Chrysochloris asiatica (Cape golden mole) is the source of this 2730-nucleotide messenger RNA. It is a transcript of the gene ESYT3, whose product is annotated as extended synaptotagmin-like protein 3. The transcript has 23 exons. NCBI's taxonomy places the organism in Eukaryota, Metazoa, Chordata, Mammalia, Afrosoricida, Chrysochloridae. The coding region runs from base 1 to 2730 and encodes 909 amino acids. Gene Ontology annotation, molecular function: lipid binding. The record is from RefSeq and is a predicted model, not a curated record. Gene Ontology annotation, biological process: lipid transport.